UCCUUCUUUCCAACGGCCUUUUUCCCCAUCUCUCCCUCGUCUCCAUCUCAUCAUCACAAUGGCAACCAAAGUUUUUGUUGGAAACCUUUCCUGGUCGACUACCGACGACACUCUGCACUCUGCGUUCUCUACCUAUGGUGAAAUUACUGACGCUGUCGUUUUGAAGGAUCGCGAGACUGGCCGUUCUCGUGGUUUCGGUUUCGUAACUUUUGCUGGUGAGGACCAAGCUCAAGCUGCUAUCCAGGGCAUGAACGACCAAGAGUUGGACGGUCGUACUGUCCGCGUCAACCUUGCCAACGAAAGACCUCCCAACAGCGGUGGUGGUUUCCGUGGCGGACGUGGUGGUAGCUACGGUGGCCGUGGUGGUUACGGUGGUGGUGGUUACGGCGGCGGCUACGGUGGAAACGGUGGUGGCUACGGUGGUGGUUACAGCGGCGGCUACUAAGCGCUCCAUGACCUGACUUUCAGCCUGUUCAGCGUGCACGACAAGAUUAUUGGCCCGAGUAUGACGUUACGAAACCAUUUUUCUUAUAGCUCGUUUUAAGCGAGUUUUUGUACAUUGCAUUGAGUGUCUGGUUGUCCUGUAUAAGAAUGCUUUUUGCAUUUUAAAAAGAUUAUUCAAACAUG
Messenger RNA from Spizellomyces punctatus DAOM BR117, 627 nucleotides. RefSeq lists its product as uncharacterized. NCBI's taxonomy places the organism in Eukaryota, Fungi, Chytridiomycota, Chytridiomycetes, Spizellomycetales, Spizellomycetaceae. The transcript has 4 exons. The record is from RefSeq and is a predicted model, not a curated record. Gene Ontology annotation, molecular function: RNA binding. Bases 59 to 445 code for a protein of 128 amino acids.